This is a messenger RNA of Cyprinodon variegatus (sheepshead minnow), 648 nucleotides long. RefSeq lists its product as uncharacterized. The transcript is spliced from 4 exons. Gene Ontology annotation, molecular function: transmembrane signaling receptor activity. Bases 1 to 648 code for a protein of 215 amino acids. The record is from RefSeq and is a predicted model, not a curated record. Lineage: Eukaryota; Metazoa; Chordata; Actinopteri; Cyprinodontiformes; Cyprinodontidae. Gene Ontology annotation, biological process: cell surface receptor signaling pathway.
AUGGAUGUGGAAACCUGCUGGUUCUACCUGUACCAUCAGCCACCUCCUCCCAUCAGACACUGGAGUUUACUGGUGUUGUCGUCCAGAGAGGGAGCAGCCAGCAGCAGCAUCCAGCUCACUGUCACUGGUGGAUCAGUGAUCCUGCAGAGUCCUGUCCUCCCUGUGAUGGAGGGAGAUGACGUCACUCUGAGCUGUCUAACAAAGACCACUCCCUCCAACCUCCCAGCUGCUUUCUAUAAAGAUGGCUCCCUCAUCAGGACUGAGCCCAAAGGUCACAUGACCCUCCACCAUGUGACCAGCUCUGAUGAAGGCCUCUACAGGUGUAACAUCUUUGGUCAUGGAGAGUCUCCAUCCAGCUGGAUCUCUGUUGAAGAGAAACCAUCCUCAAUCACACCAACCCCCCCCUCCUCUGUUCCUACCACCAAUCCUCCUUCAGAUUCCCAGUUUACUCUCUGCUUGAUCGUGUCCCUUUCAUACAUCAGUCCUCUGGUUUUACUGCUGAUGAUUCUGCUGAUAAAACAAAGAUGUUACAAGAAAACUGAAAGGUACGAAGAAUCUGUAAUAAAGUGCAAUUUAAUCUCUCAGCAGGGUUGCACUGUGGAUGAUAGGGGGAAGUUCUUGAGUGACCAACUCCAGCAAGCUCUCUGA